AUGUUGUCGUUUAGUGUACCGGUUCGGGCAGCGGCUCGUUUUAUCCAGGCAACACAGCGUGGCCAAGGAGCUCGCUGGAUUGCCACUCCAUCUCGUUUGCAGACAGCUCAAGCCGCGGCCUCUGAAACGGUUAUCGAAGAACCAAUGUACCACGAUCAUGUUGAAGACGUAUCAACAUCAGACCGAGGCAGACGAGACGAGUUCUGGCGCAGGAUCCCAUGGUGGCAAGAUAUAUCCACAGAGGACUUCCUGAGUUAUCGUUGGAGCAGUAGAAACAUGGUCGAAAGACUUCCGAAGCUGCGAGGCUUUCUUGAUGCGACCUUGCCCGAAUACAUCCCUGUCCGUGGUUCCAGCAGUGAAAUGGAGCCUCGGAACGAGCUUGUCAACGACGUCCUCGCAGGAAUCAAGAAGGCAACCAUGUCUGUUCGGCUUACCCCGUAUGUUCUCAGUCGUAUCGACUGGACUGACCCUCGCAACGAUCCCAUCUUUCGCCAGUUCAUCCCGACUCAGUCAUCGAUGGUACCGGAUCAUCCGCGGCUGACACUUGAUUCUCUGCACGAAGAGGCCGAUUCACCAGUCCCUGGCCUGGUCCAUCGCGAGACCCUCCUUGAUGUAUUGGCUAACAUCAAUCUCUCCGAAGCCGUGUCCGUCUGUCCGACAUACUGCAUGUUUUGCACUCGCUCCUACGCAGUAGGUGCCAACACCGAAACCGUCGACAAGCAUUCGUUCAAGCCCAUCCUUGCCAGAUGGGAGAAGGUGUUCCAGUACAUCGAGAAUACACCGGAUCUGCAGGACAUUGUAGUCUCUGGAGGCGACUCGUACUACUUGGCGCCUCACCAAAUCGAACUGAUUGGUGACAGACUGAUCUCGAUGCCCAACAUACGUCGCUUCCGGUUUGCCUCAAAGGGACUUGCCGUUUGCCCGACUCGCAUUCUUGAUCCCAGUGAUACUUGGGUAGAUGCCCUUGUCUCGGUGUCCAACAAGGCAAGGAGGGCUGGCAAGGCGGUGGCGCUGCACACCCACUUCAACCACCCCAAUGAGAUCUCCUGGGUCAGUGAGGAAGCUAGCCAGAAGCUCUUCGAAGCCGGGGUUGUGGUACGAAACCAGACCGUGCUACUCCGCGGGGUCAACGAUGAUGCAGGCACCAUGUCAAUGCUCAUCCGCAAGUUAGCGAAUAAUAACAUACUCCCGUACUAUGUCUAUCAGUGUGAUAUGGUCAAGAUGGUGGAGCACUUGCGAACGCCUCUGCAAACGAUUCUCGACUUGGAGUCCAAGAUCAGGGGUUCGAUUGCUGGUUUCGUGAUGCCGCAGUUUGUAGUGGAUCUCCCUGGAGGCGGUGGCAAGCGCUUGGCAAGCACUCAUAGAUCAUACGACCGCAAGACGGGUAUAUCAACGUAUGUGGCACCUGCAGUGACGGGCCGUGACAAGGAAAACAAGGUGUACGAGUACUACGACCCUGUCGACUCUCUUCCCGAGACCCAACCAACCGAUUUUCUGGAUGGGGCGUCCCGACACAUUGAGUAUCUAUCAGCUCUGAUACGACAUCUUAUGAGCGUUCCUUUCCUUGUUCAUACAACGUAUCAAAUCCCGGCACCACACCCAAUGGCCGUUCUGGUCUUGAACUGCAUGGCUGGUGACUGCCGCUGCUUAUGUAAGGCCAGUGUGAUCACCGUGUGUGACGAGAGACGGAUGUUGAUGGCCGGGCAGUACUAUAAUGGCCAUGGAGAGGUGAAAAGUUUUCCUGAUGGGAGAGUCUCAUGUUGUGAAACGUUGAUAUCGUUCCAUACGGAAGAUUUGCUACCGUGUAGAAAGGAACGGCCCGGUACGAUGACAGUCAUAUCAUGCGCUCCUGAAGGACGAUCUGAACUGAGCCGGAUACAGUCUGUUGUUUGGCGGCUGAAGGCUGCCAAGAAGAGCAGGAAAGACGGGUACGGCAGCCUGGAAACUAUCUCUCUUUUGUUCAGAGAUAUUUCUCAAGGAAGGGAGCAGCGGAAGAGACAACAGCCUUCUACUACACCUCUGCAGAAUGAGGCUGUCUUUCAAUAUCCUAGUAGACACGUUCGAUUUGUUUGCUGCUUGCGUAUAGCCAACGAAACAGCCUACUGGCAUACUGAGAGACAUACCAAGACAACGUCAACGAAUGACGUGCAGCUCCUCUUCCAUCCUACAAGGGCGCAGAAUCAGAUUCAAAUGAAGGAGCCUGGAGGAGGGAAAUACGAAAUGAGGUUUCUCUCUCGGGACUUUUCUCACUCACCUGACGUUUAUUUCCGUCUUCUCGUUUCCCAGAAGAUUGGUUUCCAUGGUUCGCCAACGUUCCGGAAGCCCCCAGCUCUAUUCAUAGUGGCGAUGGGCACGGACUUUAGCAUUGUGAGCACAAUCGAGCGCAGCGAAUAUUAUUUUCUCGCCGAUUUGCCGAGAACCACGGUCGUUGUAUCUUUUAAGACGAAGAAGGCAAUAUCGGCGCGUGGCGGCGAGCUAAGAAAGAGGAGGGAAGCAGAAAAGAUCCCGAACGUUUUCGUUGGAGAUUUCGUCGAUAACUUCACCUCCUCCUCAGACUCCCCCAGGAACGGAGAGAAGCUUAGUUUGAAAAAGGGCGAGGAUAUCCUGCCAGCAGCUCCCGCUAUUCUGCCACCAAGUGUGGCUGCGGCCGCCACACAACCGCCAGUCUCGGGCACAUACAUAAGCUAG
Messenger RNA from Colletotrichum lupini, 2688 nucleotides. RefSeq names its product L-lysine 2,3-aminomutase. Lineage: Eukaryota; Fungi; Ascomycota; Sordariomycetes; Glomerellales; Glomerellaceae. The record is from RefSeq and is a predicted model, not a curated record. The transcript is spliced from 19 exons. Bases 1 to 2688 code for a protein of 895 amino acids.